Molecule: messenger RNA, 1622 nt
Organism: Vigna umbellata (rice bean)
Lineage: Eukaryota; Viridiplantae; Streptophyta; Magnoliopsida; Fabales; Fabaceae
Molecular function (GO): nucleotidase activity
Source: RefSeq, a predicted model, not a curated record
CAAUCCAAUUUCAUUCACUUUUCUUUCUUCAUUUUCAGCGCUUUGUUGCUCCGCCUUUUUCUCCUCUUCUUUUCUUUCUUUCUUCUUCUUCUUGUUAGGGUUUUUCUUUUUCAAUCUUCUUUUUCUCUGCGACCGUUCCCAACGACGUCGUUGCAAGAUGAUGCCACCGGGGCUUGUUUCCAAUCUGCAAGAAGUGCUUCUCAGCCGCAAAGGCGAAUCCAAUUCGAACGCCAAUGCGGAGCAGGAACAAUCCACGGAGACCUUGGAGCCCGUUGAAUUCGACGAGUCAAAGCCUAUUGUGUUGGUCACCAACAGCGAUGGCGUCGAUUCGCCUGGCCUCACGCACCUCGUUCAGGCUCUCGUUCAACAAGGCCUCUACAAUGUCCACGUCUGCGUUCCUCAAUCGGACAAAUCGGCUUCGGGGCACUCCGUAACCCUCCGAGAAACCGUUGAAGCCGCUUCUGCCAAAGUUAGUGGCGCCACCGCCUUUGAGAUUUCUGGAACUCCCGUGGAUUGUGUUUCGCUGGCGUUAUCAGGAGCUUUGUUUUCGUGGUCAAAGCCUACGCUGGUUGUCAGUGGGAUUAACCGGGGAUCGAACUGUGGUCAUCACAUGUUAUACUCAGGGGUUGUUGCUGGAGCUAGGGAGGCGUUGUUAUGGGGUGUACCGGCGUUAUCCAUAUCGUUAAAUUGGAAGAAGGACGAAAGCCAAGAAGACGAUUUUAAGGAUGCUGUAUCAGUCUGUUUACCAUUAGUAAAUGCGGCCAUCAAGGAUGUUGAAAAGGGAACUUUUCCCAAAAGCUGUUUUUUGAAUAUAGAAAUUCCAACAUCUCCUUUGAGUAACAAGGGCUUCAAAGUGACCAAGCAAAGUAUGCGGAAAUCCACUCUGAACUGGCUAGCGGUUUCCAGCAGCCGCUAUCCACCCGGUCAUUUCAUGGCCAAUCAAGGUGGCCUUGGUCUUCAGUUUGCACAGCUUGGUCGAGAUGCCUCUGCAGCUGGUGCAGCUCGGCGAUUGGCCACGCAAAAAAAGAAUUUGGAGAUUAUUGAAUCAACUGGAGCUGCAGGAAAAUCUGAUCCCAACAGGGUGAAGAAGUACUUCAGACUAGAGUUUUUGGACAAGGAGCAGGAAGAAGGAGACGAAGAUCUUGAUUACAGAGCACUUGAAAAUGGAUAUGUUGCAGUGAUUCCGCAGUUUCUUUCUCCUCUUAUUGAAUCUGAUAUUCAAAUGGCAUGUUCUGAUUGGGUUUCUACCGUGCUUCCUGAUGGACAAUAAAUUUAGUAUGAUUGUGUAAAUUUGAGAUUUAUGAUGAUUCUUUUUUUUUUCUUAAUCAACGCAAAGAUGGAGCAGAGGCAGUCACACCAAUUCAAUAGUAAUUCAAUAGUGGAUUUCCACCUGUACUAUUUUUCUUUUUUACACUUUUGUUUCCUUCUUCAUUGUUUCAGUUCCUUUGGUCACUAAGUUAUUUCUGAUUUGAAGCAAAUGCUUCUUGUAAUUUCUUGGGCAUAUUUUAGAAAAAUGCCCUUUCGUCUGUUUGUAACAUCCAUUGCGAGCAAAAACACUGAAGCAGCUGUAAUUUUCCGAUUGUUUUUGUUUGAAGAUAGUUAAAAUUUUCUCUGAUGAAAAA